GCGAGCAUCAUAUGACACUCUGGGAGGCAGUCCAGAGCCAUCCUAUGGCUUGCUUUUGGGCGUUCGUCUUCUGCUUCACCAUUGUCAUGGAAUCCUUCGACAUGUUUCUGAACGGAAACUUUGUCGCGCUUACGGCUUUCAAGGAGAAGUACGGCGUUAUCGUUGAAGGAUCUGCCGGCAAAGCCAUCCCUACCAAAUGGCAGAGUGCCCUUUUCCAAGCCGGUCAAUGCGGAGCCUUUGUUGGUGUCUUCUUGGCUGGCCCGAUCACGAACCGUCUCGGAUAUCGAUGGACUACACUACUGGCCCUAGUUCUCAUGAACGCCACAAUCUUCAUCUCCUUCUUUGCCGAUUCACUCGAGGUCCUUGUGGUUGGUCAGGCGUUUGAAGGUGUCCCUUGGGGACUAUUCAUUGCCAACUCCCCUGCCUACGCCAGUGAGGUUGUGCCUCUUGUCCUUCGUGGUGCCUGCACAGCUACCCUCCAAUUGAGUUGGUCCAUCGGAAGUAUCAUUGUUGCCGGCGCCACCUACAGCUACAACAAGCGCAAUGACGAGUGGGCCUGGCGAGGACCUCUUGCCUUGCAGUGGGUUUUCCCCAUCCCACUCAUGGCACUUAUCUUCUUCGCUCCUGAAUCCCCUUGGUGGCUCAUUCGCCGCGGACGUAGGGACCAAGCUCUCCGCUCUAUCAAGCGCCUCGGUCACAAGAAUGGCACCCAGGCGGACGCUGAGGAAACACUUGCCAUGAUGGAACGAACCGUUAAGAUCGAAGCCCAUCUAGGAGGCGAGCCUUCCCUUCUCGACCUCUUCAAGGGCACCGAUCUGAGGCGAACAAUGAUCACCUGCUUGAUCUACGCGUCCCAGAACUUUGCCGGUAACUUGAUUGCCAACCAGGCAACAUUCUUCUUCGAGCAGGCUGGAAUGUCGACCGAAUUCUCUUUCAAGCUUAACUUGAUCAACUCGUGCCUCCAACUCGUUGCCAACAUGCUCUCCUGGCCGCUCAGCGCCUGGUUCGGCCGUCGCACCAUUUAUCUCUGGGGUACCGCUACCAACGUUACUCUGCUCUUUAUACUCGGUAUCUGCGCUUCUAUCCCACAAACUGUGUCGACAAACUACGCCCAGGCCUGCUUGGGUAUAGUCAUCUCCUUCGUCUUCGCCGGCUCCCUCGGACCGAUCUCAUACUCCAUCAUCGCCGAGACAUCCUCCGUCCGUCUUCGCGCUUUGAGCACUGGUGUUGGUCGUGCUGCCUACUACGUCGCCGAGAUCCCCAUGAUCUACCUGGCCUCGCAAAUGCUCAACCCGACUGGAUGGAACAUGGCCGGCAAGUGUGGUUACGUCUGGGGAGGUACCGCUUGCGUUUGCUUCGUCUCGGCCUACUUCUUCCUCCCUGAACUCAAGGACCGCUCUUACCGCGAACUCGACAUCUUGUUCAACCGUAAGAUUCCUGCGAGGCAGUUCAAGUCGACUGUCAUCGACGUCCGGGAUAACGAGUAAGCCUUAGUAUUUGAAGGAGGCUUGAAUUGAUAGAAGAAAUUCAGUUUAGAAGCAUAAUGAGGUUGAGAAGCAGAGCUGGAUUGAAAGACAGAAUAAGAUACCCUGA
Dothidotthia symphoricarpi CBS 119687 is the source of this 1593-nucleotide messenger RNA. RefSeq names its product maltose permease MAL61. NCBI's taxonomy places the organism in Eukaryota, Fungi, Ascomycota, Dothideomycetes, Pleosporales, Dothidotthiaceae. The transcript has 5 exons. Gene Ontology annotation, cellular component: membrane. Gene Ontology annotation, biological process: transmembrane transport; carbohydrate transport. The coding region runs from base 12 to 1487 and encodes 491 amino acids. The record is from RefSeq and is a predicted model, not a curated record. Gene Ontology annotation, molecular function: carbohydrate:proton symporter activity.